Cynara cardunculus var. scolymus (artichoke) is the source of this 642-nucleotide messenger RNA. RefSeq names its product golgin subfamily A member 6-like protein 22. The transcript has a single exon. The record is from RefSeq and is a predicted model, not a curated record. Bases 1 to 642 code for a protein of 213 amino acids. Lineage: Eukaryota; Viridiplantae; Streptophyta; Magnoliopsida; Asterales; Asteraceae.
AUGCCCAAGGAUGGAUAUCCUGCUGAGAGGCCCAUUCCAACGAAGCUGAUGGCAUAUAUGAAGACGAGGGAGGUAAGAAGGACAUACAGAUGUGUACGCGAGGCACUAGAACUAGUAACUCGAACCCCGGCACGCAUAGGGACAACCCAAGUGGGAUACGAAAAAGAAAGACCCUUACCCGAGGGGGAGGGAGCCAGGAGAGAGAGGGAGCAGAAGAGGAAGAGGCAGGAAGCCAAACAACAAAGGGAGGAGGAAAAGAAAAGGAAAGAGAGGGAAGAACGAGAGAGGCACGAGGAAGAAGAGAGAAAAACGAUAGAAGAUGCCCUGUGUCGCCAAGAACAAUCUUCAAGCUCUGACGUAGAGGACCUAGAGGAAGAAGAGAGUGAGGAUGAGAGCUCUUCCUCAUCUGAUAGCGAUGAGGGCAACGAGGAAAGAGUCGGAGAAACUGCUUUGGGUCAGAAAGAGCCAGAGCAGCCUAGGAUGCAGAAUAGGCACAUAUAUAUUCCAAGCCCAACUCCAAGUGCAUCCACCCAAUCAGACUCUGUUGGUCGAACAACUGGAGUCAUUAAACAAGUGGCGCACACCUCGAACCCUAAACAGCCAAACCAGCCAGAGGUCGCAUCUGCCUCUGAAUCUGUUUAA